AUGAAGGCAUUUUCGUUUCUUGCACUCCUCGUGUCGGUUUUUGCGUUCUUUAAGUUCUCCGUGGCCGCGGAGGUCGCCGAGAACCCCCCAAUCACCAACAAGGUGUACUUUGACAUUGAGCAGGGCGGCGAGAAGCUCGGCCGGAUUGUGAUCGGCUUGUUCGGCACCGUUGUGCCCAGAACCGUGGAGAACUUCCGGCAGUUGGCGGUUUCCGACGACCCCAAGUUCGGCUACAAGGAGUCGAUUUUCCACCGGGUGAUCCCCAACUUCAUGAUUCAGGGAGGCGAUUUCGAGACCGGCAAGGGCUACGGCGGCAAGUCCAUUUAUGGCGGCAAGUUCGACGACGAGAACUUCACGUUGAAGCACGACAGAAAGUACCGUUUGUCCAUGGCCAACGCGGGCAGAAACACCAACGGCUCGCAGUUUUUCCUCACCACGGCCGUGACCUCGUGGUUGAACGGCGCGCACGUGGUGUUUGGUGAGGUCGUGGAGGGCUUCGAGGUCAUUGACACCAUCGAGAAGACCAAGACCGACCGCGCCGACAGGCCUGUCAAGGAAGUCAAGAUUGUGGCCAGUGGCGAGUUGCCUGUGGAGGGCACGGAGAGCGCGGGCAAGGACGAGCUUUAG
Metschnikowia bicuspidata var. bicuspidata NRRL YB-4993 is the source of this 627-nucleotide messenger RNA. It is a transcript of the gene CYP5, whose product is annotated as peptidylprolyl isomerase family protein. The coding region runs from base 1 to 627 and encodes 208 amino acids. The transcript has a single exon. Lineage: Eukaryota; Fungi; Ascomycota; Pichiomycetes; Serinales; Metschnikowiaceae. Gene Ontology annotation, cellular component: endoplasmic reticulum; fungal-type vacuole. The record is from RefSeq and is a predicted model, not a curated record. Gene Ontology annotation, biological process: protein peptidyl-prolyl isomerization; protein folding. Gene Ontology annotation, molecular function: peptidyl-prolyl cis-trans isomerase activity.